This is a messenger RNA of Clupea harengus (Atlantic herring), 763 nucleotides long. Its product is annotated as histone H1-like. NCBI's taxonomy places the organism in Eukaryota, Metazoa, Chordata, Actinopteri, Clupeiformes, Clupeidae. The record is from RefSeq and is a predicted model, not a curated record. The coding region runs from base 40 to 648 and encodes 202 amino acids. The transcript has a single exon.
GUUCUCUCUCGUAGCCUGUGCGUAAAAUCAGACGACGAAAUGACAGAAGUUGCCCCAGCCCCCGCUGCAGCGCCUGCGAAGUCUCCUAAGAAGAAGGCACCACGGCCCAAGAAAACCGGACCAAGUGUGGGCGAGCUCAUCGUCAAAGCCAUUACUGCAUCCAAGGAGAAGAAGGGAGUUUCUCUGGCUGCGCUUAAGAAGGCUUUGGCGGCUGGUGGAUACGAUGUGGAAAAGAACAACGCUCGUGUCAAGGUGGGCAUCAAGAGUCUCGUCGCAAAGGGUACACUGGUUCAGACUAAAGGAACUGGCGCGUCCGGCUCCUUCAAGCUGAACAAACAGGCAGAGGUGAAGAAGCCUGCGAAGAAGGCUCCCGUCAAAGCCAAGAAGCCGGCAGCAAAGAAGCCCGUUGUAGCAAAGAAGCCCAAGAAGCCAGUGGCGAAGAAGCCCGUGGCUGCUGCAAAGAAGUCUCCGAAGAAAGCCAAGAAACCCGCUACGCCUAAGAAGGCAACGAAGAGCCCCAAGAAGGCCAAAAAGCCCGUCGCACCCAAGAAGGCAGCUAAGAGCCCCAAGAAAGCUAAAGCAGCGAAACCCAAGGUGGCCAAGCCUAAAGCCACCAAAGCGAAAAAGGCUGCCCCCAAAAAGAAGUAAAUGUUGCACUUCACGUGCUGCUCAAUGUAGUUAAAAAAGGCUCUUUUAAGAGCCACCCAAAAUUUCAUUUGAAUGCAUUUCUUCCUGCACAAAUCACUUGUUUAAUGAACAACAU